UACAAGCGAUGUACUUUAGUUAGAGGUUAUCUUUUACUAAUAAAUAUUAUUUUUUGCUAGGGAUUUUUUGUUGUUGCUUCUACGAAUUAUGAUACAUAGUUUAUUUAUGUAAUAGUCAGUAAGGCACUGAGUAUCCGUGUCGGUGGACAUAUUUAUAUUCAAUUAAAAUUAAAAGCCAGUCUACAACACGAUGUGGGGAAGAAUUUUGGCCUCUGAAGUCUGAAGAAAUAGGAAGACUGAACAAUUAAUUAUUAAUUAAAUUGUAUUAGAAACAGACUGAAAUAUGCGUGUCGAGUGUUUAUUAGUGUGCGUUGUAAUUUAUUUAGGCAGUGUUUGUGGCGUUUACAUCUCCAAUCUGAACGAGGCGUGUUUCCGUUGCCUGUGCCACGUGGUCGGCUGCGACAUGUCCCACGGCUGCAGCGGCGGCUACUGCGGCCCCUUCUACAUCUCCAGGGUCUAUUGGGUUGACGCCGGGAAGCCGACAUUGCCUGAUGAUGACUCCAACAGGACCGAAGCAUUUGAAGAUUGCGCAAGAGAUUACUACUGUUCGUUAAGAAUCGUUGAAAGCUACAUGGCUAGGUUUGGAAAGGACUGCAACAACGACGGUGUGACGAACUGCUACGAUUACAUGAUGAUCAACUACCACGGUGGCAGCGCGUGCACCAUGCCACUUCACCUCACUAAGGGAGGGUCACGGUGGCUCGAGAGAUUCCGCCAGUGCAAGUUCUAUUUAAAUUUGAAAAAGGAAUAUUUAUUAUUACUUAUUUUUCAUUGCGACCAGCCAGCUCUGGCAGUAGUUAGAUAUCUGUUCUAUAUUUAAAUGACGAUUCUUGGUAAAAUAUUCUUGUUUAGAUAGAUAAUGUUGUAUUAAUUAACGUGCCUAUGUAUCUGUAUGUCUGUCCAUGGCAUCGUAACAGACAAACAGAAAAGAUAAUUUAAUUGUUAUGUCUAUGUCAGCUCUUUUCUAGGGAUGAGAUGAUGACAACAGCUUCGGAAUCGGGGGUUAAAUUUUUAAUUUAGUUUUUAUUAAAUUAAUAACGCGCAACCCAGUAUCCAUGUUACAAUUAUUUUAAAAUCUUUUGGCGCAGGCGUCACGGCGGUAAUAUCCAACGGAGGAUUAAACCAUUUAUAAUAAUAAAACUAGAUAUUGUACAUCAAUUAAAAUAGAGCAAUGUAGAAAUAGAAAUAUGUAAAUUAUAAUGUAUUUAUACAUGUAUAACUCAAAGACUUCGAUAAAUAUAUUGAAAAAAAAAUCAAGUUUUCAUUCAAAUAUUUAAUCUAUUGAUAAACAUGAUUUAAACAAUGCUUAACUAAAAUUUUAUAAGUCGAAUACUAUCUACACAUUAAAAUUAAAUUUAUCCUAAGUAGAAAAAUAUCUCGAUAAAUUCUAUAUGUUAUUUUUUUAAUAUAUAACAGUCAUAAUGGCACUUAAAAUAAACUUCACGUUACACAAAAGCUAACAAGACACUCACAGAUAUAACUUAUAUAGACAAUAGAUUACAAACAAGCAGAAAAUGAUGAGG
Messenger RNA from Plodia interpunctella (Indianmeal moth), 1523 nucleotides. RefSeq names its product lysozyme 1-like. The transcript is spliced from 4 exons. The record is from RefSeq and is a predicted model, not a curated record. Gene Ontology annotation, molecular function: lysozyme activity. NCBI's taxonomy places the organism in Eukaryota, Metazoa, Arthropoda, Insecta, Lepidoptera, Pyralidae. Bases 284 to 820 code for a protein of 178 amino acids.